UUAUUCGACGAAAUUGCCACUGCCAUUCCGCGUUAAGUUUUACUGAAAGUGUUCUGAAAAUAGUUGUUUUUACAUUAAUAUUACUGUAUUUUAUAGCAUUAGUAAAAUGGUUGCGCGAGUGGCGGGCGUGUUCGACGAGAAGCUGACGGGCGAGAUCGCAAAUUCAAAGAUUUUAGUAGUGGGCGCCGGUGGUAUAGGAUGCGAGAUUUUGAAGAAUCUCGUGCUGACCGGCUUUCCUUACAUUGAAAUUAUUGAUCUUGACACCAUCGACGUAAGCAAUUUGAAUAGGCAGUUUCUGUUUCACAAAGAACAUGUUGGUAAAUCAAAGGCACAAGUCGCGAAGGACAGCGCUCUGAGCUUCAACCCUAAUGUGAACAUCAUCGCACACCACGACAGCGUCAUCAGCAAUGACUAUGGCGUCAGCUACUUCAAGCAGUUCAACAUUGUGAUGAACGCUCUGGACAACCGUGUGGCCCGCAACCAUGUCAACCGCAUGUGUCUUGCUGCUAAUGUGCCACUGGUGGAGACAGGUACCGCUGGAUAUGCUGGACAGGUGGAACUCAUUAAAAAAGGUCUAACCCAGUGCUACGAGUGCCAGCCCAAAGCUCCCCAGAAGACCUUCCCAGGCUGCACCAUCCGGAACACUCCCUCGGAGCCCAUCCACUGCAUCGUGUGGGCCAAGCAUCUCUUCAAUCAGCUGUUCGGAGAAGAGGAUCCCGAUCAGGAUGUCAGCCCGGACACUGCAGACCCUGAAGCAGCAGGCGACGCGGGCUCGUCGGCGCUGACGUCGGAAGGCACGGCGGCCGGCAACGUGCAGCGCCGCAGCACCCGCGCCUGGGCCGCCGACACCGACUACGACCCGGAGAAACUCUUCUCCAAGCUCUUCGGGGAUGACAUCAGAUAUCUGCUGUCCAUGGAAAACCUUUGGAAGAAACGCAGGCCGCCCGUGCCGCUGUCGUGGGCCAGCCUGCCCGGCCAGGCCGCGGCGCCGGCGCAGCACUGCGGCCUGCCGGACCAGCGGGUGUGGUCGGUGCACGAGUGCGCGCAGGUGUUCGCGGCGAGCUGCACGGCGCUGCGGGCCGAGCUGGCCGCGCGGCCGGCCGGCGACCACCUGGUGUGGGACAAGGACGACAAGAGCGCCAUGGACUUCGUCACGGCCUGCGCCAACGUCCGGGCGCACAUCUUCAACAUACCCACCAAGAGCCGCUUCGAGAUCAAAUCGAUGGCCGGCAACAUAAUCCCGGCCAUAGCCACGGCCAACGCCAUCGUGGCCGGCCUGGCCGUGCUGCGCGCGCAGGCCGUGCUGGCCGGCCACGUCCACGCCUGCUCCAGCGUGUACCUGCGGCCCAAGGUCAACCACCGCGGACAGCUCUUCGUGCCCGAGAAAACACUAACCCCGCCCAACCCAAAAUGCUACGUGUGCGCCCCCAAGCCCGAGGUGGCGCUGGCCUGCAACCUCAAGCAGCUCACCCUCAAGGACCUCAGCGCGGCCUUCAGGGAGGGCCUCAACAUGCAGGCGCCCGACGCCACCGUGGAGGGCAAGGGGCUCGUCGUACUGUCUUCAGAACCGGGUGAAACCGACCAUAACAACGAUAAAACACUUGAGGAAAUCGGUUUGAGCGACGGCUGCGCGCUCCUAGUAGACGAUUUCUUACAAAAUUAUGAGGUUAGAGUCAGAUUACAACAAGAAGAUGAAGAGAAAGCUUGGCGCGUUGUCACACAAGCCGAUGAACCGAUGCCCGCGCCUAAGGAAGAGGAAAAAGAGCAAACAAACGGAUCAAACGGCUCUGAACCUAAGCCUGGUCCGUCCACGUCAAGAAAGGAUGACAGUGAUAGCGACAUGGAGAUUAUCGAGGAGGAUGAUGACGGGGAGCCAGCGGUGAAGGCGCCGAAACGCAGGCGCGUGGAGCUCAGCGAUGAGGUGGUGGAGCUGUGCUAGUGUGUGCUGGUGGAGCUGUGCUAGUGUGUGCUGGUGGAGCUGUGCUAGCGUGUGCUGGUGGAGCUGUGCUAGCGUGUGCUGGUGGAGCUGUGCUAGCGUGUGCUGGUGGAGCUGUGCUAGCGUGUGCUGGUGGAGCUGUGCUAGCGUGUGCUGGUGGAGCUGUGCUAGUGUGUGCUGGUGGAGCUGUGCUAGUGUGUGCUAGUGGAGCUGUGCUGGUGGAAUACGAUUUUAAAAUGUAUGACGCUUGGUUACUGAUCGCGGCGGGGCCGGUGCUUAAAAAAAGAAAGUAGGAUUUGGAAUUUCAAAUUACAUUAAAUAUAAACCCAUCCUGUGAAAUAAGUUUCCCAAAUUCCUACGCAACUAGAUGUAUUAGUAUGUAAAAGGAUAUUUUAAAGGUUUUACUUCUUGAUGUAACGUUUGUUGAAGAUUAAAUAUUUAAAAGAUUAGCACCAGAUUGUACCAGACUCAUAACGUCAGACACGUAAAUCUGGAAAACAAUACAUCUUUAGUAAUUCGUCAAACUUCAUAAUGUACAACUUAUAGUGUUAAUUUUUAGUAUUCUCUUAAAUAUAUGAUGAUUCGUAUUUGUAAGUGUAAGAACAAACAUAAUUUAAGAUCUGUAAGAUGUUUUUAAAAAUCUCUCAAAUAAAUUUGGAAAAUAUGA
Molecule: messenger RNA, 2603 nt
Organism: Cydia pomonella (codling moth)
Lineage: Eukaryota; Metazoa; Arthropoda; Insecta; Lepidoptera; Tortricidae
Gene: Uba2
Product: SUMO-activating enzyme subunit 2
Exons: 9
Coding region: 107-1939 (610 amino acids)
Biological process (GO): protein sumoylation
Cellular component (GO): SUMO activating enzyme complex; cytoplasm
Molecular function (GO): SUMO activating enzyme activity
Source: RefSeq, a predicted model, not a curated record